GUCCCUGCCGAGCUCACCGUCGCCGCCGUUGUGGUUGUGGACUCGUGGGGGUCGACUUCCGCCGCCGAACUCCGCUGUGUGACCUAAAGGGAAUCGUUCUCAACGGCGGUGGGAGCGAUGGAUCCGAGUUCCGGGAAGCCUGAGGAGGUGGCGGCUUACCAGAGCAAAGAGGCCAAGCAGGCGAGGCUUCAGUCCAUGCUCGCCGCGCUCCUCGACGACCCCAUACUUGCCGACGUCACCAGGAAGCCCUCCCUCGCCGACGUCGACACUCUGAUAAACCUAGAGCUCGGCAGCGCCAUGAGGCUGACCGUUGUCAAGUUGGAUAACACUUCCUUCGAUGUGGCGGUGUUGAAUUCCGCCACUGUCAAGGAUCUGAAGCUGGCUAUCAGGAAGAAGAUAAAUGAGAUAGAACAAGAGAAGAUGGGGCAUCGUCAUAUCUCAUGGAAGCAUGUCUGGGAUAACUACUGCUUGACACAUCACAAUGAGAAGUUGAUAGAGGACAAUUCAACGCUUUCUUCUUAUGGCGUUCGGAAUAACUCUAAGGUCUGUUUCUCGCCGCACGUCAUGUCCAGAGUACAUCGGAAACACUCGAGAAGAAGAAAACACCGCUUCUUCCAUGGUCUUAGCAGGAAAGCUAACCCCGCCCUGUGAUUUGUUAGCUAUAUAGGAGCAAAGCUGGUGCCAAGCCGCAACAAAUGCAUCGUGACUAUCAUCCUUGUCAGUAGUAUGGUCAUUUCAGAAACGUGAUCGAGCCUUGGACUGUGUGAGUUUAACUGGAAGUAUGCAUGGAUUAUUCAUUAUUCAUGGAAGCUAUGUCAGGGUCUCACAUUAGCUAGUACUCUUUUUAUGUUGCAUUUAUAUGGAUGAAACUAUGGCUGUUUUUUUUUUACAAUUGAACUGUAGUUAGUGGCUAGGUUAUGAGAACUCUUGCUCUAUACUUAUUCAGUGGCUAGGUAAUGACAAUUCUUGUUCUAUAUAA
Zea mays is the source of this 979-nucleotide messenger RNA. RefSeq lists its product as uncharacterized. The record is from RefSeq and is marked validated. NCBI's taxonomy places the organism in Eukaryota, Viridiplantae, Streptophyta, Magnoliopsida, Poales, Poaceae. Bases 118 to 651 code for a protein of 177 amino acids. Gene Ontology annotation, molecular function: protein binding. The transcript has 4 exons. Gene Ontology annotation, biological process: mRNA splicing, via spliceosome.